AUGUGUUCUUCUGAGACAUUUAUUCUAAGCGAAGAUGGAUCGGAUGCCUUCGACAGAGCCGAACUAUCGGACGCCGAAGCAUCGCAAGAAUGUGAUUUAAGCGCUGACUGUGAAAAGCAAUCUCCAUGCGAGAGGACGAAGAAGUCGAGCCCACGACUGACGGCUAUUAAUCUCAAUCGAGGAAAAGGACUUUCAGAAAAGAAGGACCUUCUUUGUGGAAAAACGACGGAAAAACCUGUCGAGGAAAUCCUCCUCACGGUAACCGGAGCGAUCUGGGAUGAGAGUACCCCUAGGUUGAGAAUAACACACGAGGAAGAAAGACCAAUAAAGAACUGCCGACAUAAACAGAAUAUGAAGGUAUGGAUAUUAAGAUGGGCGGGGCAUGUAGCUCGUAGCAAUCCAUAUGAAAGCCUCUACACAACUAUGGAUGCCUCAAUAGAAGGCAAAAGACCACGUGGAAUGCCAAACAGCAGAUGGAUAGGGCUCCUGAAUCAAUUCCUCCCGAGAAGGGAGUACUAUUUCACGUCUAGAUAUAACGUACGGCCGCUGGCGUGGCCGUGUACUCGAUACCUAGCCCACUCCGGGCAUGUACUCGAUGUAGGUUCUCUUCCAAGAGUCAUGACCUAG
Messenger RNA from Nezara viridula (southern green stink bug), 627 nucleotides. Lineage: Eukaryota; Metazoa; Arthropoda; Insecta; Hemiptera; Pentatomidae. The record is from the annotation of a GenBank genome assembly.